AAGCUACAGAAACUCUUUUGCGGAAGUACAGUUUUUUUUCUCUCGAUCAGUCCACUUUGCUCCGUGGCGUUGUUUAGAAUAAUGAUUUUUGAUGCUACUGCUUUUUAGUCCUUACACGGUGAGCUGAAUAUCUUGGUUCUAAAUCAUGUGUACACUGAUGGAUGAAAUCCAAAUGGAUUCCACUGUAACACCUGCAAGAGAACAGGCAGAUUGCGAUCAUCAAACAAGAUGCACCAGCGGUGUUCCUGACUUUAUCUGAAUAAUGUGACAUGAACGAACAAAGUAGCUUUUUUUUAUAGCAGCACUCAGAACAAACGUCCACCUUGUUGUUAAUCUAACUUGCUCAUUAGAGGGGACCUUUUUAACAUUCCUAGAAUAUGCAUUGGACCUAAUUCUGUCCAGCUUGAGGUAGAUUUACCUGACGUGAAAGGGAAUGCAGAGUCGUCGCCCAUAGACCGGAUGCGAGCGUGAUGCCCAGGCGAAGCUUUCCGCUGCAGGGACGGAUGCGCUGGCUGUUCCUGGGGCUCGUCCUGCUGCUGGUCCUCUUCCUCUUUGCUUACUUGCUGGAGUGCACUCCCCCAGCUGACGUCAGCCUGGUCCUGCCUGGCUUGGGAGGGGAGUCCUAUGGGAAGGACUACUACCGUGCCCUGCUGCAAGAGCAGGAGGAGCACCACCUCAGCCGUGCCGCCAGCCUCAAGCGGCAGAUCGCCCAGCUCAAGCAGGAGCUCCAGCAGAUGAGUGAGAAGCUCAAGGACCUGCAGGACUGGAAGGAAGGCCUCGGGGUCCAGGGACUGGCUGAGACCAAGGACCAGGUGCCUGGGGAUCUCCUUGAAUUCCUCCACUCCCAGAUCGACAAAGCCGAGGUGAACACAGGAGCACGGCUGCCCAGCGAGUACGCCCUGGUCCCCUUUGAGAGCUUCAACUCCGGUAGGGUGUAUCAACUGGAGAUGGGGUUGACCAGGCACCCAGAGGAGAAGCCUGUGCGGAAGGACCGCAGGGACGAGCUGGUGGAGGUCAUUGAGGCGGCCCUGGACGUCAUAAACAACCCAGACGAGGAGGAUGGCCAGGAGGAUGAUGUGCCCAUGCAGAGGCAGGCGUACACUGAGAGCCACUUUACUGAGGGGCUGUACAGAACAGAACGGGACAAAGGCACACUCUACGAGCUCUUCUUUGCAGAAGAGGACUCCAACAAUUUCCGCCACGUUACUCUUUUCCGUCCAUUCGGUCCUUUAAUGAAAGUCAGGAGCACAUCCGUAGAAACGUCCGGAGUCGUCAUCAAUAUCAUUGUACCAUUGGCGGGCAGAACAGAUGCAUUCUCACAGUUCCUACACAACUUCAGGGAAGUUUGCAUAAAACAUGAUAGGGAAGUGCAUCUUACGGUGGUCUACUUUGGACAAGAGGGCUUACGAGAGGUGAAGUCUUAUUUGGAAAAAAUGUCCAGGGAGGAGAAUUUUUCCAACUACACCCUCAUCCCAGUGGACGAGGAGUUUUCCAGGGGCAGGGGUCUGGACAUCGGAGCCCGCGCCUGGAAGAAGGGUGACGUGUUGAUGUUCUUCUGUGAUGUGGAUAUCUACUUCACACGGGACUAUCUCAACACCUGCCUCCUUCACACCGCUCCAAACAAGAGAGUAUUUUAUCCAGUGGUUUUCAGUUUGUAUAAUCCUGCCAUAGUCUAUGGAAAUCUGGAGCUGGCUCCCCCCAUUGAAAGUCAACUUAUUCACAAGAAAGAUGCUGGAUUCUGGAGAGAUUUUGGCUUUGGAAUGACAUGUCAAUAUCGCUCAGACUUCCUUAAUAUCGGAGGUUUUGACCUGGACGUGAAAGGUUGGGGUGUGGAAGAUGUCCACUUGUACAGGAAGUACCUGCGGAGCGACCUGAUCGUGACGCGUACACCAGUAUCUGGCCUCUUCCACCUGUGGCACGAAAAGCAGUGUGCAGACGAGCUGACUCCAGAACAGUAUCGCAUGUGCAUCCAGUCCAAAGCCAUGAAUGAGGCAUCCCACUCCCACCUGGGCAUGCUGGUGUUCCGCGAGGAGAUCGAGAAUCACCUCCGCAAGCAGGCCUAUAAGACCCAGGGCAAAACUGAAGACUGAAUUAUGCCUUUUUGCUAGGCGGCCAUCUUAGGUACUCUGCAUCAGAACUCCUUGCUUUUUUUUUUACAAAUACAAGAACUGAGUUGCACAUGCUGUUACUAACAUGACUAAAAUGCACUAUACAGAAGACCUGUUUGCACAAAAUCCUGUUACAUUUUACAGAUUAGCUAAAGACAUGUUUGGGAAUGUACAAAAAUUUACAUUAUUAAACGUGAAGCGUCAACUUAAACAAGACUGAGUGACACCACCUGCGUCAACACAAAAAGACAUAUUUGAAGUUGGGAAAAUUUGCAUGACCUAUCUAUCAAGUUAAGGCAAUGUUCUUGCCUGUGAGAUCAAGCAAUCAAUGGACAGUGUUCUUUAAAAAAAAUGUAUCCCAACAAUAACUAUACUGCCAUAGUUUUUAAUGUCAAGAUUGAUUUAAAGUUGUACAGUGAUUUUUUUUUUUUUAAAGGGACCUUUGUUUGAAUAGGCUUUGUGGAAAUGAACACUGCCUCUGAUUUAACAGCAUCGAAAAUGAUUUCUUAUCGGUUUUAAUUUAGUUUAUUUGGGAAAUGUACCGACAUGUACAGAUCUGACUGGAUAAUUGAACCUUGUAGCCACUCAAUGUGGUCAAUCUUAAAUGGAAUGUAUAAGUCAUCGUUUUAUUGGUUUUCAGCCACGGAUUGUCAUACUUUGUCUAAUUAGAGAGGAGGAUAUUAAAGAUAUAUCCCUCCUGAGGCCAUUGAUAGUUAUGAGACUUGGGGCUCUUCAAUCACUGAAGCGUUACCUUUCCUAUCUCGCAAUCUGUAUUUGCCGUAUGCAGGCUCCUCUAACACGGAAACAUUGCCUUUUAAAUUUCAAUCGGGUUGUAACGCUGCACUUGCGCGAUAGAAAUGUAAAGGUAAUUUCCGAUUUAUGCAGUGUUUACCCUUAAUGCAGUCUCCGCUAACAAGGGGGAAAUUGCCUUAACAUUUCAAUCACGUGGUACUUCUGUGAUACAGACUUGGUUGAAGAUAAAGGUUUAAACGCAAUAAUUCCGUGCAGAAGCGUUCCAAAAUAAAUGUACCGGAGCAAAAAUGACGUGUGUUCGCAGUAAAUUAAGUUCGCCAUCAAAGUGGACAAUAAACACAAACGUAGCGAAUUUCAGAUAACUACCCAUCAAACACAGUUUAACUGUUUUAAUUUCAUUCUAUACAUUUAAAUGAUGUCACAUUUUCAAUGCUAAUCCUGAAGAAUCAGCAACCGUGCUGGGCCAAUGAAUAGAAUUAUUACAUUGUCUUAAUGUAUUUUUUUCGACCUAGGGUACGGAUUGAAUUAGAGCCCUGAAUCAAAUCAAAUUUAUAUAGCCCUUCGUAAAUCAGCUCAUAUCUCAAAGUGCUGUACAGAAACCCAGCCUAAAACCCCAAACGGCAAGCAAUGCAGGUGUAGAAGCACGGUGGCUAGGAAAAAUUCCCUAGAAAGCACAAAACCUAGGAAGAAACAGGCUAUGAAUGUCGGCAGGUACCAUUUAAAAAAAAAAAAGUUCUUUAUUGAUAAAACAUUACUUGGAACUACCCACUGAAGUGUAAAAAAUGUGAUGGUAAUUUAGAUUUACAUAAAGUCCAAAGGAGCAAGCAAAACAUGUUUGCGAUUAAGUAACAGGGUUGCAUUCAGUAUGACAGAACGGUGUGCAAUGCUGAAUUCAACGAAAACGGUAUUGUAUUGAAUGACCAGUUGAAAAACUAUGAUCAAGGUGGCCCACCUUUUUGUAUCAAACAUGAGUCAUGACUGCCUUUGAGUUUCUUUCUGUUAAAUGCUUAUUUUCUCAUUAAACAUUGCUCUCCUCCCUCUA
Molecule: messenger RNA, 3903 nt
Organism: Oncorhynchus tshawytscha (Chinook salmon)
Lineage: Eukaryota; Metazoa; Chordata; Actinopteri; Salmoniformes; Salmonidae
Product: chondroitin sulfate N-acetylgalactosaminyltransferase 2
Exons: 8
Coding region: 471-2090 (539 amino acids)
Cellular component (GO): Golgi cisterna membrane
Molecular function (GO): glucuronosyl-N-acetylgalactosaminyl-proteoglycan 4-beta-N-acetylgalactosaminyltransferase activity
Source: RefSeq, a predicted model, not a curated record